CAGGCUAUAGUAUCUAUAUUGGCACACUUUCCCUACCGGUUACGUCAAAUAGACCUGUGAUAUGGUAUUCCGAAGCCGUCUAGUGGCUAGGGGCUGUGUGAUGGUGAGCAUCCUCCUCAUUGCUUAUCAGAUCUUUUCCCACCUGCAAAAGCCCACCAGACUCAGCGAAUACAGCCUCCAGAGCACUGGAUUCCCUGUUUCGGAGUCUAAUUUGAAGUUCAUCCCUGCUGAGGUCAUCCAAUACGUGGCAAAAAUAUCCCCAGAACCGGAAUGGUCUAAAACAGCGUACUUCCAGUACGCCGCUAAGGCCGAUCACCUCUGCGCUGCCAUCAUGAACUUCAUCAGGCUACGAGACUUACGCACCAAGUGCCCCAACCUUGUGAUUUUAUAUGAAAAGAAUCUUGACCAGAGGUUGGAAGUAAAGGACGGAGACGAUAUCAGCAAAACAAUCCCCAGAGACCAGUUCCGCUUCCAGAUCGAGCUUGCCCAGUUGUACAACAUCGAGUUGCGGGCCAUUCACAUGCACCGAGUCAAGGGCAAAGACUCGACGUACAUGGCAAGUUAUACCAAGUUUAAGGUAUUCGCCCAGACCAAAUACGACCGGAUCGUCUACUUUGAUGCCGAUGCAACCAUUCCCAAAGGUGCCGGCCACAUGGACGAGUUGUUUUCCUUGCCUGACGCGGAUAUCGCCAUACCCCAGGCCUACUGGCUAGUGCUGGAGAGGCUCGAAAAUGAAGCCAAAGAGAACCCCGGCAACUCUUCCCCAGCGGUGAAGUCUAGAGAGGACCGAAACGAUGAGAUCAAAAUACUUACGGAAUCCCCGCACCUUUAUGAUUCGCUUCCCCCAAUUCGUCACCACGCACAGUUUGUGUUUGGUAGCCAUUUCAUGGUGGUCAAGCCGAAUAUGAAAAUAUACAAAGCGCUUAUAAACGCAAUAUGGUGGAAAAAGGCACAUGAAUACGACAUGGACAUCAUCAACAAGGUCUUCAACCCCAGCAAACUUGCGGCACGGAAGCUUCAAUAUAAGACGUUGGUUUUGCCACAGCAGGUUUAUGGCGGGUUGACCGGGGAGUUUAGAAUGGAUGACCACAGUGUGUUCAUGGCAGAUGCUCCGGACUUACCUGCUGCGAUGGUGAAGGGAACCAAGGGGUACUGGACCCAGUGGAACGCGUUUGGCGCGUUAGACAAGUUGAAAUUGGUGCAUUUCUCCGACUUUCCGUAUCCAAAGCCCUGGUUCCACCUCCAUCCAAAGUCGGAGAAUCACCAGUACCGAAUCGAGUGCGAGGAACUGAUAAAGUACGUCGAGGGAAUGGAUAAGAUCGUGCACAAACCGCGGAUUAUAGAAGACUGCGACGCUGUGGAGGCCUGGAAGGGCUUCUACGAGGAGUACGCCGACCGCAUGGAGGUGCAUUGCCACAUGUCCACCAGAGAGCAACCCUCCCGCUACAUAAACGAUUGAUCUAAUAUAGAUGACUGUUGAACUAUAGUGGCUUCUGGACGAAGAUGGGCAGGCAGAAUUUUAUUUACAUGGAAUGCACAUGCCAUAUAGAAGGAGUUGGAGUACAGACCUUUUGGUUUUAUAUAUUUAUGUUGCAAGGUCCUGGGACGGUGAAAGAGUAGAGUCCAAAUGCUAAUGAAACCAACGGCUUUUGAGGUGUAGCAACCAUCAAGAUGACUCUCAUUAUAGAUUAUCACUUUUCAAUUAAACGUAGAGGG
Molecule: messenger RNA, 1716 nt
Organism: Babjeviella inositovora NRRL Y-12698
Lineage: Eukaryota; Fungi; Ascomycota; Pichiomycetes; Serinales
Product: glucose N-acetyltransferase
Exons: 1
Coding region: 62-1459 (465 amino acids)
Molecular function (GO): glycosyltransferase activity
Source: RefSeq, a predicted model, not a curated record